CUGACGGCCACUUUCAGCGAAGAAGAGCAGCAGGAAGCAUACCUUCAGCUCAGCUACUGUUGAUAGACUGGUCGUUAGCUUCGUAAAAUCACCCCCUUGUUUUGUUUUUGAUUGUUGUACGGUGCUAAAUUCACUCGAACUCGUGUGUUAAAUGUGACUUUUGUCUUUGACAACUGUGUGCGCGCCGCUGUGUCCUCAGUCUGCGCUUUAAAGAUCAGCGUCCUCGCAGCUAACGUUAGCAACAGAGCUGCUAGCGACCAAACAGGCCGACUGAGAGGAUGAAUCUGGUCCAGAAUAGAACGUUACAUCCUCACCUGCGGGACGAGGAGGUUCUGGUGGUGGAAAACGCCAUCCGGCUGGCGAUAGACUCCAUCAUAAAUGUGCUGUACGGCGUCAACAGUUCCAGGACGCACGAGUACCAGCGGAUGGUGGCCGACAGGGACAAAGAGAUCCAGCGGCUGGAGUGCAGGCUGACGGAGAUCGAGCACGAGCUGCAGGUGCUGCGGCGCCACGGAUGCACCUGCGGGCUGAGCGGAACCGAGCACCGAGUCGGCGGGUCGCAGGGCUCCGAUGACCGGCAGAAGGCAGAGCAAAGCGGCUUCGAAGCGGGCUGCACGGACCCCGAGGUGACGGCAGGGCAGCAGGAGUGUGAAAUGACGAUAUCAUUGGGUCUUUUUGCCAGACCCCCCUCACAUGUGUCCUCUCAGAGCCACGAGUCGGCUCCUCUGUCCUCCCCCAGCAGGGUGGGCUUAGACCAAACCUGCACCUCACACUCCUCAGAGGCUUCAGGCUCCACUGAGGCAGCCAGGAAUAUUCCUACAUCUCCCAGCAGCCUCGUCGUCAAAGAAGAGCCCUGUGACAUCGACACAGUCCUAAUAAAGUGGGAGAUGAGUGAGGAGAGAUUCACGGAGCAUGAGGAGAGUGCAGGUGGUCCGUGUCAGGACAACCAGAGCCUCAGUGUAAAAAAAAAAUUAGAGAACACAGAGAGAAAGAAGGUCAGAGAGAAACCUCAAGCAGAUCCUGGUGGAUUUCAAAUCCAAGAACAUCUGAGGAACAAGAAGAAGAGCGUGCCGAUGUCUGAGCUGCCGGAGGAGGCUCAGAGGCUGAAGAGGGCGGCCUGGAGGGCAGCUUCCAGGCGCUAUUACGCUCGAAAAAUAGCCCGUCAGCAGGCAAACCCCUCAGGCCUCGGCCCCUUUCCCCACGUCACAAACUCUUUGUAUUCACAGCCCAGCUCCUUCACGGAUAAGAGGCGGAGGACGCUGAUAUCGGAGCUGCCUGAGGAGUCUCAGACGCUACAGAGGGAGGCUUGGAGAGCGGCCUCCAAGAGGUACUACGCCCGGAAAAUGGCUCGCCACCAGACGGAUGCGACGCUGUACGGACACCUGCUGGAGGACAUAAACCCAUCUGGAGACGCCGAGGGUCCGGACAGAGAGGGACCCCACACUAACAGUGGAGGAAUAAUGUGCAGCUGAUAGACAGCGGAGAUGUUUUUAGACAUUUUUCUGGAUUUGUGGUGUGCACAACACUGGACUAUGUUUGUAAUCUCUUAAUUAAUGACGUUGAGGUUUGUCUCAGGUUUUCUGAUGUGGUGAAGUCAGCUGUUUGUUUUGACAUUGUGUUUACAGUUUAUUUGUGCAGUCCUGAGCACAACACUACACUUUGGUUCUCCAGCUUUCUCCUAAUUUCUGCCUGACGGCCAGUUCAUGGUUCCUGCAUGAUGUAUUCUGUUGCUCUGUUCACAAAACAAGAGGUGCAUUUCCCCUCAUGAAAGGCUGUGACUGCACUUUUUCCAGGAUGUAGUGGUUUGUUACAGACUUGGCUGUAGAGCAGCAACAAUAAAGAUUAUUUCCAUUGUCUGUUAAGCUGUUGAUAGUUUUCUGAUUAGCUGUUAAGUAGAUAAAAAGCCAGAAACUGAUAAUUAAAAAAAUGUGUGUCAGUGUUUCUCGAAUCAGAAUCCGUUCUGUUGCCAAGCAGAUUUACACAUAGGAGGAAUCUAACUUGGUGUUUUGGUGCAUUACAUUAACGCUAAGAAGCAGAGCAUUUUAUUUACAAGGAUGAAAGAUUUAAAAGAGCAAAUAUAGCAAAUCCAAGGCAUCAUAAAAGUAGUUAAGCUAUCAAAAAUAUUUACACUGUGCAAGAAUUUGAAAAAUUUUCGCCUUAGAAUGUAUAAGAUGACACAGUAUGUAGUUAAAGCCAAAGAUAACAGACUUCUUGAUUUAUCUACAUCCCAAAAAAUAUGAAGUCCACUGUCACAGGGGGAAAAAACAGAAAAUAAUCACAGUUAAGAUGCUGCAAACAGAGAAUUUUGUCAGUUCCCCGCCAAAAUUCUCAGAGAGAUAAAUGCCAAUAAAGCUGCUGAUUAAUUUUCAUAGUUGGUUGAAUAAUCACUUACUUUUUGCAUGUGUUUUGGGCUGCAGCACUGUGUCAGUCUGAGCAUUCAGUGGGUGAACAGAGCACAGGAUCUCUGGAGAACUUAGAGCUUUCCACAGUGCAGGGGCACAUCCCAAUCAAAGCACCAUUCAGUCUCCUUGUACAUCAUCUCAUUUCAAAGAGCCACUUGUUUGGAGCUCCGUUGGUUUUCCGGGAGCACGUGCAGCCUGCACAGAUUUGUCCCUGCACUUGGACCUCUGCAGAAACACUGACAUAGAAAGCAUGAAUUGGCCUUUGUUUGGCUACUGCACGGCAUGUCUGUACAAAAUACUAACUGCAGUAUUGAGGCGAUAUGAAUCUGCUCUACCAGCUGUUCUACAGUAAUUCUCAAUAUCAUCCACUGUUAACAGAGCAGCGCCCCUGGAGUCCAACAUCUGGAACUACAAUCAAAUCUCGACAAACAUCUUUGUGUUGAUGGUGGGUUAACAAUUACCUGCUGUAGUUUUACUGGCAAAACCUUCAAAAUGUAUUUCAGCCUUUUUUUGAACAUAAUAAAAACAUGUAUGGAAUACAA
Molecule: messenger RNA, 2944 nt
Organism: Amphiprion ocellaris (clown anemonefish)
Lineage: Eukaryota; Metazoa; Chordata; Actinopteri; Pomacentridae
Exons: 4
Coding region: 279-1472 (397 amino acids)
Source: RefSeq, a predicted model, not a curated record